This is a messenger RNA of Chara braunii, 7759 nucleotides long. The record is from the annotation of a GenBank genome assembly. Lineage: Eukaryota; Viridiplantae; Streptophyta; Charophyceae; Charales; Characeae.
GGCGCGCGAUUUUGUUUUUCUUUUCGCAACGAAAAAUCGAAUCGAUUGCUCCUUGGCUUUUUUUUUUUUUUUGUGUGUGAUUCUCGUCUGCUGCAUCCGCAACAAAACAAAAUUCGAUCGACUGCGGCUUGUUGCAGGAAACGCGAUUUGGCUCUUGCUGCGUCAAAACGAUUUGAAUGAAUGAUAACCGUGCGCACACGGAAUGCGCGACAGAGUACUACUGUAGCGACAGUGCAGUUGGCUAUACACUGCGCGACCUCCACCCGUAUGCGUGACGUCUCUCAAACACAACUGCGUGACACGUUUCAACCCCCUGCUAACGGCUGUGCGAUACGUGGCGGAUGCUAAUCCAUCGAAGUGAGGUCUUAAGCGGAAGCGUGCACGUGGCGGGCAGGCGGGGGAAGUCGCGAAGCGGUUGACAGGCGGAGUCAGUUGAUUGGAUUGAUUGGUUGAUUGAUGUGAUUGUUUGAAUUGAUUUGAUUGAUUGAAUUGAUUUGAUUGAAUUGAUUUGAUUGAUUGUUUGAUUGAUUGAUUGGUUGAUUGGUUGAGAGGGCGGUUGGUUGAUUGGGUGUCUGUAAUAAGAUAGAAAACACGUGGAGAAAGGUGGAGCAUAUGGCUCUUCGAUUGCCUGGAAGUAUCGCGGAAGUAUCCGCGCAGUCUCUGGGAGGUGGAGGGUUGAUUCAGCAGAGAGUACGGGAGCAGGCCAGUGCCUUGUCCUCCUCGACUCCUCCUUCCUCGCCCUCCUCUGCUUUCUGCCGAUCCCCCUCCUCCUCCUCCUGCUCCCCGUCCUCCUCAUCAUCUGCCUCUCUCUUCAAUCACGCAUCAGGAGCGCUCCAUUCACCACACAGGCCUCGAAGUCAGCUCCAGCCAUCGUCGACCAAGGUUUGCGACUCAUGUACCGUGGGGCCCACCUCUUCGAUGUGCGAAGCAUCGGGAAAGCUAUUUGGCGGCGAUGGACAUAUCCAUCACUCAUCCAUGUCCACCUUCGUCCUGCCAAAGCGCCGGUUCCUUGCAUGGCCCAACCCCCCCUCCAUCUGUCAACAAGAAGGUGCCGUCGGUCUUCUUCGAUCCCCUACCCUUAGGCCUGCUGGUCAUGAGAGGGUUCGGUUGAUUCGCUUGUCUUCCACCCCGGUCGGGGUCUUGGGACUGGGACUUGCGCAAGGAGGCGGUGGUUGCGGCCUACAACGGCAUGUUCUAUCCUCCCCAAGGAGCAAGCCGCCAUAUCCCUGUAGCCAGGGCCGCUAUGGUGGCACGUGCUAUGGCGGCAGAGAUGGCGGCGGAGAUGGUGGCAGCGAUACGCCAACACCAAGUGAGGUAGGCAUGAAAUCGAAUUCUGCUCUGGCAUCUGCAGGGAAGAGAAACCUUCUGAUGACGUCAACAGAUAACGAACAGGAAAAAGAUAACAAGCAGGAAGAGGAAGAGAGAUGGAGCCGUGGCCCACAAGAGGGUGACAAGAUUGGCGAAGACACAGAAGAGCUGAGAAUGCCGGGGAUUCAUCGAAGAGGCUUGGAUGUCAGUAGUAGUGCUACAGCAGAAGGGUUGAGAAGUGAGCAGCUAUGGUUGAACGAUGGAGACGGCGAAGAAGAGGAAGAUGACGAGGAAAAUGAUGUGGAUGAUGAGGAGGAUGCAUGGGAUGACGAUGACAUCGUGGCUGAAGAGGUGGUCGAGGAAGAAGAGGUAGUGGAUGUGCAGGAUGAAGAAGACGAGGAGGAAGAAGAAAUUGAAGAAGAAGAGGAAGGAGGUAUGGCUGAUGAGUAUGUUGAGAUAGGUGUUGUUAUAGGUACCCAUGGGUUGAAGGGAGAGAUGAAAGUGCGAUCGCUGACGGAUUUUCCGAAAGAGCGGUUUGAGAGGAGGGGUAGGAGGUGGCUCCAGCGGCCAUCCAUGAGCAGAGAGCCUCCGGUCGCAGUGACACUCGUGCGGGGGCGUGCACUUCAAGGCAAACUUCCGGCGUACCUUGUCACCCUGAAGGGGGUCGGGAGCGUGGAGGAGGCCUCGCGUCUGGUAGGAAGCAAGGUCCUUGUGCGGGCGGACCAACGGCCGAAGCUAGAAGAAGAAGAGUUCUACACCCCGGAUCUUGUAGGCAUGGAUAUCGUCCUUCAGUCUUCGAGGGAGAAGAUUGGUGAAGUGGUGGACGUGUUCAAGGGUCCUGCGAGUGAGCUGCUUCGCGUGCGGCGGACGGCGAUGACCACUGCAGCAGCGCUUUCGCCGAAUGGAGAUGCGGGCAAAGUGGGGCCCGCCACUGAGUUCUCUGCAAGCACUGAGGUCGAUGCGGAGAGCCAGGGGGAAGAGGCCCAGCAGGCGGAGGAUGGCCGUCUCAUAUGGAUUCCCUUUGUGAAGGAGAUCGUGCCGGUCGUGGACAUGUCAAAUCGAGUAAUGGAGAUAGACCCCCCAGAAGGGUUACUGGACUUAAAUUUAAGGCCAGCGGGGUCGAAAAAGGAGCGGACUGAGAAGAAAAAGCGCGAGUAUAAGGAGAAGAGGCAGAGUCGCCAGAAACGGGCUGCCUUGAGAAAGGUUUUUGCUGCUGCUGGCCAAGAGCACGUGCUACAGGGUCUGUUUGAAGGAACAGAAGAGCAGAGGGAUGCUCUCGUACGCGACCUGAUGACGGUCGAUCUGCGUGCUCUGAAGAAGGCUGUUGCAGAAUCCCUUGCGACCAGAGAUGCGCUGAACAGACUCGAAGGAGGAAAGAUCCCUGUGGCGAAUGCUACCGGCGAAUCUGCAGUCGAGCAGCUGUGCACCCAUGGCCUCGAGCCGCCUACGGCAUACGUGAAAGCGGAUUGGAGUCGGGUGGGUGAAUGGCUACACAAGCUGAAGCACCAAUCCGAUGGCGAAGAACUCUCUGGCGAACACAGUAAAGACGACAAUGAACGGUGGUGGUUUUCGGGCCUUCGGCUGAUUGCUGAGGGCCGGGCUGCUGUGAUGGUUCUUGCCGGUGGACAAGGUACCAGACUGGGACCAGGUGGGCCAUUGUCGAAGGGCAUGCUUGACAUCGGGCUCCCGAAUGUCAGGUCCCUGUUUGAGUUGCAGGCGCAGAGGAUCAGGAAGAUGCAGGAUCUUGCUGUGCAACUGUCCCGCAAGUCCUCCGAUAGAACGGACGGCUGUGCUGACGAGUGCGCGGAGAUUCCUUGGGUGGUUAUGACGAGCAGUGCAACUGACAAGUGCACCCGUACCUUCUUUGAAGACCACAAUUUCUUUGGCCUUGCUCCGUCCCAAGUCCUGUUCAUGAAGCAAGGCAGCCUGUCUUGCGUCGAGGUUAGCGCCGAUGGCUCGCACAGGAUUCUGAUGGAAACACCCUGGAAGAUAGCACGCUCGCCGGAUGGAAACGGGAGUCUUUUCGAUGCGCUUCACACUGAAGGGGUGCUGGAGGAACUAGACAAGAGAGGGGUGGAAUAUUUGCAGGUCUUAUCUGUCGACAACGCGUUGGCCAGAGUUGCUGAUCCUAUCUUUUUUGGAUUUUGCCAUGAGAAGGGGGCAGAGGUGGGAGUGAAAGUAGUUGCGAGAGCGUCUCCUGACGAGGCGGUGGGAGUCGUCUGCAUUCGGCAUGAAGCGCCGAGCGUGGACAAUAGCAGUAAUGGAGAACAACCCGAGCCGUCCGCACGAACUCGUGCCGUCCGCACCGCCGAGAGAACGGAGGAAGAAAUAGAGGGAGGGAAUUCCGAGUCCCAAAGACGCAAUGAAGGAGAGGAGACCGGGCCCAAUGGGGUUGAUGCCAAACGUCAGGAAACUGCAGCAUGGGAUGGAGGAAAGGAAGGCGCGGACUGGCAGCGUUCCUACUACGGUGUUGCAGAGUACAGCGAGCUUCCAGAUGAUCUGAGAAGGGCCACCCGCUCGGCCUUUUGGUCAUCGAAGCGUAGUACCACCGCUAGCAGUGAAGAGGAAAAGAGAGUGGCAGUGGACACCGGUGGCGGUGGCGAUUCCUCCGCAGAGCUCGCGUUUCAGGCAGCGCACAUCUGCAUCAAUAUGUUCUCCAUGUCUUUCCUGCGCACAGUCGGCGGAAAGGGAGCGUCGCUUCCGUAUCACGCCGCGUUCAAGCGGAUACCCCAUGUCAGGAAGUUGGAAAAGGGGGAAACGCCAGAAGACGGCGGGGGAGAGGGAAGAAGAGAAUGUGAGAUGGCUCCUGGUUGGGUGUCGAUUUCGCCGUCGAUUCCCAACGCUUUGAAGAUGGAGAGGUUCAUCUUCGAUGCAUUCAAGUUUGCACCUCUAGAUAAGGUUGUCUUGCUUGAGGUGGACAGAGCGGAAGAGUUUGCGCCGAUCAAGAAUGCUGUGGGGCCGAACGCGAAGGAUUCUCCGGAGACGGCCAGGAUGCUACUCAUGUCUGCGGCAGCACGGAACGAAGGGAACGGGUGGGAUUUAUGUUAACGCACGUUGCAGGUAUCUUUCCUAUUCGGGAAACGACUGGCCAUUCCUUGCUGCGGUGGUGAGCUGUACGGUCCGAACCGAAGAUGGAGGCUAGGGAGGAUCGUGAGGGCGCAGCAGUCGUCGUCGUCUGGAGAUAACGUGGGAGGAGAGAAGCGGGAAGAUGAGGGGAGAAUCGCCCCUCUUCAGCCCCAGUCGCCGGAAGGACAGUUCUUGGCACAGCUGUUAAAAAGCCACCCACACCUGUUUGCCACCGCGGUGGAUCAGCAAUUGGAGCGUCUCGCAGCGGACAGGGACGCAAAUGCAAGCCCAUCUUCCGAGCAGCAGGGCAAGAAGGGUUCCGAUGCCUCACCGUCCGAUCUCAUCCUGUACAGGCGGAUUGCAGACCUCAAGGAGACAGAAAGGAAGACGGCGAUCGAGGAGGUUAUCUAUUGUUCGAUUGUCCAGAAGUUCAUUGAAUCUGGCGUGGAACUGCUUCCCGAGUUGCCGGUCGUCAAGAUUAGGCUAGGCGGGAAGGACGUGAGCGCGGAGGAGGCGGCCGGUUUGAUGGGUCUGCCUGUGCAAGGGAUGGUGGCGGCCACCAUGAGUAGCGCGGUAGAUCUCAGUCCGAAGAAGGAGACGCUCCUUGAGAGCAUACACUCGUCGGAGGCUCUGGAAAUGGUACGAGAGCAUGUGGGUAUGGUUCUCGGCGCCCGUUCCGCUCCCCAGAUUCUCGACCCGAACACGAUCGUCCAGAUCAGUAAGUUGAGAGUAGGUCAAGUGUAUGCGGCCUCGAUUAUGUACGGGUACUUCCUGAAAAGGGUCGAUCAGAGGUUCCAGCUGGAGAAGAACAUGCGGGCGUUGUUAUCGUCGCCGUUUCCGUCUGCUGCGGGUGCAACAUCGGGAGGUGAGGUGGUCGACUCGUCAAGUUCAGCCCAAAAUGAGGGGGGAAAUGCAGGCGACGGCAGCAGCAGCAGCAGCAGCAGUGUUGAUGCCGAGGAGACGUCGAGCAAGCCGGAGGAUGUUUCGGUCAGCAAGUUGGGUCAGUCGCUUGCCGCCGAGGCGUCAGCAGCUGCCGCGAACAUGUCUAUGGGCUAUAGAUUCGGCGCGCCGAAGGGUGGCAGUGGGGAGGGGGCAAGCGGCGGGAAGCCAAACGCUCUGCGGGCGUACGUCAUGUCGUUCGACGUGGAGACUCUGCAGCGCAACGCGACAAUGAAGUCCCGUGAAGCAGUUAGUGUCAUAGAGAAGCACACAGAGGCUCUCUUUGGCCGGCCGGACAUUUCUGUCGUCGAUGAUGGCUCGUUCGUCGUCGUCAAAGACGACAACGUCCGAAUGAACGUUGCUGGCUUACGGCGUCUGGUGUUCGAGGCGGUGGCAUUCGGAAGCAUUCUGUGGGACGUGGAGGGCUACGUCGACUCGCAGUACAGAUUAGUGUAGUGUAAUAAUAAUAAAUAAUAAUAAAUCGUAUUAAAAAUUAAAAUGUGAAUUCUGCGCCGGAACUUUCUCGUCGUUUUUGCGCUCCUGUACCAUAUUGCAUACUGUGGAUAUAAAAAUAAAAAAAGAAAAAGAAACAGAAAAUAAAAAAGAACCAGAACCCGUCCAUGACCAGAUUCAGUGACGUUGCUGCGACUCUCAUUGCAGUCAAAUCGUAGUCGUCCCUGACCGCUCUUCCACCCCCAAGCAUAGUCUCGAUGCCUUUUCUGUUUCAGACCAAUCAGAGUCUCUCCGUUUCCGUUUCCCUUUCACUGUAGUCGUACAGCCUCACUCCACUGCACAGCAUUUCAAACGUAUCUGGACCUCGUGGUUGUCCCUAUUCGUUCUAAAUGUUGGCUCAGUUCAAAUGUAUUUGGUGCAAUGCGCAGUCCAAAUACAUGUAGAAUGUUGAGUAGAGGGGCGAGGCCCAUAGUUUCUCCCUUUCCCCUUCACACCAAAAAUUUGUUUAUGUCCAUUUCUGUUUUCCACCGAUCAGAGUUUGUCCUCUCUCUUCUGUUUCUUCACAACAGAGGCCAUCAACAGGCACAGUUUUCUUUCGCCGCCGUGCCCCCCCCCCCCCCCCCCCCCCCCCCCCCCACCUCCCCACCCCCCACCCCGACAAACACAACAGGCACAGUUUUUCCAUCUUGCUUUCCCCGUUCACACAUCAGAGCUUUUGCCUUUUGCCUUUGAUACCAAACCAGAGUUGGCCCCUUCCUUGCACACCUGCUUGAUGCACCAAUCAUGGUUUCCAUCUCGCUUUCCGCGUGCGCCAAUCAUAGUUUGCUUGUCCCUCUUCCUUCGACACCUGCUUGAUGCUAUAACCAACGAGAAUCGCGAACGCCUUUCGGAAUUCACAGCCUUUCUCAAGUGGUGUCCUUUUGCAAGCAUUUGGACUUGGCAAGCACGAACCUGGCCGCUAUUACAGCCAGGUUCAUGCUUUCUGCCGAUUGGCAGCCUUUUGCAAUCAGUAGCCUUUUGCAAGGGUUUGAGGUCGAGAGGGAGGUAGAGAGGGAAGGAGGGAGGGAGGGAGGGAGAGGGAGAGAGGGAGAGAAGCAAAGAGGUGUGUAGGCAGGUAGGCAGAGUUCCGUAGAUGGCAUGAUACACAUGGAUGCACACUCUGGUGUGGCAACAGAAGGGAUUGAGAAAAAGAGGGGAUAUAUGGGGCUUGUAGCCUUGUACGGGUCUGAAGGGUUUUUCUUCUUCUUCCUCCAGUCUUUUUUUUGGGGGGGGAAUUAUCGAAAUGCCCCUCCGACUGCCAUUUGUUAUUUUGCGGUAUGCCCCUCCUAUGGCCGACUUACCCUGUCGUGCUGCUGGGUCCGCCGAAGUUUCCUGCAGGCCCCUGUCAGUGAGGGGUUUAACUUUCCAGCAUGCCCCUGUGGCUGUUGGUGGCACUGGCGGCCGUUCCCCUGGCCCUGGGAGGGGAGCUUCCGGGGGAUACUGGAAAUUUGGAACCGGUACCGGUAGGGGCAUAUUGAACCUAUUUCAGGCCCGAGACGGCGCGAGGGUUUUUUUCGCAAACUUCAAUCUUUGUCAAGGGGCAGGACAGGGUAAGUCGGCAGUCAGAGGGGCAUUUCGAAAAUUUCCCCUUUUUUGUUGUUCUUUUCUCUUUGGAGGCAUUUGGGGCAGUACAGGCAGGUAGAGAGUUGGUGACAUUUUUUUUUUGAGGGGGGGGAGGGCACAGUUAAGGGGGUUAGAGUAGCAUAGAAUCGAUGUUAAGGGCAGGUAGAGACAUCAGGGUGCGACCACGAUGGCGGGGUGAAGGGGCUUUGUGUAGCCGGGUCGUAGUUUGGAGGGGGGGGGUCUGUUUUUCCUCUUCUUUCUUCCUUUCUGUUAGGAGACGUUUGGUGCAGUUCUACUUUGCCUAGAAUGUGUGAAUAUAAUAUAGGCUUUUUUGUUUUCACGUCGACAAAUUGAAAUUUGUGAAAGUGAAAAUUUGAUAGGCCAAGCCAGA